AGAGAACUUACUACGCAGCUGCAGCUCCUCCGCCAUUCUGCCAGAGAGAGACCACUGAACCAGGAGUGCCAACACCGAACAACUGCUGAACAGAAGCCCCGUCGUUAGCGUCCCCUUUUUUUCUCUCUCCGUGAGAUACCCAACACCACGACGACAACAUGCGCGAGAUAGUGCACCUGCAGGCCGGCCAGUGCGGAAACCAGAUUGGAGCAAAGUUCUGGGAGGUGAUCAGCGACGAGCACGGCAUCGACCCCACUGGAUCUUAUCAUGGAGACAGCGACCUGCAGCUGGACAGAAUCAAUGUCUACUACAACGAGGCUUCAGGUGGGAAGUACGUGCCGAGGGCCAUCCUUGUGGAUCUGGAGCCAGGCACCAUGGACUCAGUGCGCUCUGGCCCCUUCGGACAGAUCUUCAGACCUGACAACUUUGUCUUUGGCCAGAGUGGAGCCGGUAACAACUGGGCAAAGGGUCACUACACAGAGGGUGCUGAGCUGGUGGACUCGGUGAUGGAUGUGGUGAGGAAGGAGGCUGAGAGCUGCGAUUGCCUUCAGGGUUUCCAGCUGACACACUCCCUGGGCGGAGGUACCGGCUCCGGUAUGGGGACCCUGCUCAUCAGCAAGAUCCGUGAGGAGUACCCCGACCGCAUCAUGAACACAUUCAGCGUGGUGCCAUCUCCUAAGGUGUCUGACACUGUCGUAGAACCGUACAAUGCCACCCUGUCUGUCCACCAGCUGGUAGAGAACACUGAUGAGACGUACUGCAUCGACAACGAGGCCCUGUAUGACAUCUGCUUCCGCACCCUUAAACUGACCACACCCACUUAUGGAGACCUCAACCACCUGGUCUCUGCCACCAUGAGCGGGGUGACCACAUGCUUGCGUUUCCCCGGCCAGCUCAACGCUGACCUCCGCAAACUGGCCGUCAACAUGGUGCCCUUCCCUCGUCUGCACUUCUUCAUGCCUGGCUUUGCCCCGCUCACCAGCAGAGGAAGCCAGCAGUACAGAGCUCUCUCUGUGCCCGAACUCACCCAGCAGAUGUUCGACGCCAAAAACAUGAUGGCCGCCUGCGACCCCCGUCAUGGCCGCUACCUGACAGUUGCCGCCAUCUUCCGCGGUCGCAUGUCCAUGAAGGAGGUGGAUGAGCAGAUGCUGAAUGUGCAGAACAAGAACAGCAGCUACUUCGUAGAAUGGAUCCCCAACAACGUGAAGACAGCCGUGUGCGACAUCCCUCCCCGCGGACUCAAGAUGUCUGCCACCUUCAUCGGAAACAGCACCGCCAUCCAGGAGCUGUUCAAGCGCAUCUCUGAGCAGUUCACCGCCAUGUUCCGCCGUAAGGCCUUCCUUCACUGGUACACCGGAGAGGGCAUGGAUGAGAUGGAGUUCACAGAGGCCGAGAGCAACAUGAACGACCUGGUGUCUGAGUACCAGCAGUACCAGGACGCCACGGCCGAAGAGGGAGAGUUUGAGGAGGAGGGGGAGGAGGAAGUGGCCUAAGGCUAAAAUCUCUCAUCAUUCCUCAUGCACUGCGUCAUAACUACAUCCAACCAUCCUUCCACCUAUCUGAAUCCUACUCUGCCUCUUGUUCUCUUUUUCUUUGUUACACUCUCCUCCCCUGCCUCGUCUCCUGUUCCUUCAUUCUGUUCUCUUCUCUCCUUUCCUUCCCUUUGCUCCGCCCAGAAUAGGAUUCACAACACUUAAUCUUCACUUCACACAUAUCAGGUAGCUAACACAGAUGUGCUUGUGUUUUUUUGUCAGUAGUGCUGUGUUUAUGUUAAACAUUAUGUUUCAUAAUUGGGCCAAGAAUUCAAUAAAGCUCACAAGGAUAUGAUCACUUGUCUAAUUUGGCAUUUACUCCAAUAAAUUUGUUGUUUCAAACUC
Labrus mixtus (cuckoo wrasse) is the source of this 1877-nucleotide messenger RNA. RefSeq lists its product as uncharacterized. Gene Ontology annotation, biological process: microtubule cytoskeleton organization; mitotic cell cycle. Lineage: Eukaryota; Metazoa; Chordata; Actinopteri; Labriformes; Labridae. The coding region runs from base 159 to 1493 and encodes 444 amino acids. Gene Ontology annotation, cellular component: microtubule; cytoplasm. The transcript has 5 exons. The record is from RefSeq and is a predicted model, not a curated record. Gene Ontology annotation, molecular function: GTPase activity; structural constituent of cytoskeleton; GTP binding.